This is a messenger RNA of Mercurialis annua (annual mercury), 1556 nucleotides long. RefSeq names its product probable carbohydrate esterase At4g34215. The transcript is spliced from 2 exons. NCBI's taxonomy places the organism in Eukaryota, Viridiplantae, Streptophyta, Magnoliopsida, Malpighiales, Euphorbiaceae. Bases 162 to 977 code for a protein of 271 amino acids. The record is from RefSeq and is a predicted model, not a curated record.
UACAACGUUGCCAUAUUUUUGCUAAUUCCAUCAUUUUUCAACAAUUUUUUAAUGGGAAAUUGUUUAAUUAAUUGUUAUUGAUCAGCAAUCCUUCAUUUCUACUCAACAAAAAAUUCAAUCUACAAAAACAAGAACCAAAUUCUUGAACUCACACUGAAAAAAUGGAAGAAAAUCAAGAAACGCCUUCAAAACCAAAGCAAAUAUUCAUACUCUCCGGCCAAAGCAACAUGUCCGGCCGCGGCGGCGUAAACAGACACCGCCACCAACACCAAAAGCACUGGGACGGAAUAAUCCCUCAAGAAUGCAAAUCACAACCCGACAUCCUCCGAUUAACCGCCAAUCUUGAAUGGGUCACAGCUCAUGAGCCACUCCACGCUGACAUAGACGACAAGAAAGUAUGUGGGGUGGGCCCCGGUAUGUCAUUCGCCAAUGCAGUCAGAGAUCACGGCGGUGGCGGUGGGGUGAUUGGUUUGGUGCCGUGUGCGGUGGGUGGGACGGCGAUUAAAGAAUGGGCGCGAGGGGAGAAGUUGUAUGAGAAUAUGGUGACAAGAGCUAAAGAAAGUGUUAAAGACGGAUGCGGAGGUGGCGGAGGAGGUGGUGGUCGGGGGGAGAUUAAGUGUUUGUUGUGGUAUCAAGGUGAGAGUGACACGUUUAAUGAACAUGAUGCUGAUGUUUAUCAAGAAAAUAUGGAGAAAUUUGUUGCUAAUGUUAGAGAGGAUCUUGAUUUGCCUUCACUUCCAAUUAUUCAGGUAGCAAUUACAUCAGGAGAUGAGAAAUAUUUGGAGAAAGUAAGAGAAGCACAACUAAAGAUGAAUAUUUCAAAUGUGGUAUGCGUUGAUGCUAAGGGAUUACAACUUAAGGAAGAUAAUCUUCACCUAACUACUCACUCUCAGGUUAAGUUAGGCCAAAUGUUGGCGGAAGCAUAUCUUAAGCAUUUUGCAGCAAACCCGUCCCCGACUCCGACGCCAUCGAUGUAGGGUGUUUAUAUUCCGAUCUCGGAGUAUAUAUGCGGGUGAGAACUAUGUAUGGAAAAAUAUUAAUCUUUAAGAAUUGGGCCCCGUUGAUUAUAUGAUUGAGAUAGUAGGCUGUGCACGUUUUCAUCAUGAAGUAGGAUAGGAACUUUCAUCAUGAUUAACAUUUUUCAGCACUACUUGCUUUACUGAAAAGUGAGCACUACUUGCUUUACUGAAAAGUGAGGGAUAUGAACCCCAAGGCGUAGAUGAGUUGGUAAGGCGCUCUUCUAGCUUAAGUGAGGUCGCGGGUUCGAACCGUACUCAUGUAUGCAGCCGUUUAAAACUUGGGGCCAGAGUUUGCCUCCCGCAAGGGACCUACACAGCUCGAGUGGGGAUUAGUCUGAAUGUGGAAGGCUUAAAGGUGCCGUCUCAUAGUUGAGACCCGUUCAGGAAACCUCAUGGACCCUGUACCAAAAAAAAGAAAAGUGAGGGAUAUGAAAAUCUCUUUUUGGGAUUAUUGUCUUCUGUUGUGGAACUUUGAUCUUAUGUUCCGGUGCAUGGUUUUAAGAACUUAACCGGUCAGUUCGACAUAAUUAAAAGUCA